AUGGAAUCAGACUUGAUUAAACAUCAAAGAAUUCAUGAAAGAAAGAAAAGUAAUGAACAUGAGAAAUGUGCCUUUAUUCAUGACUCUGAAAUUACUAAACCUCAGAGCAUUAAUACUGGUGAGAAAGCUCAUAAAUGUAAAGAAUGUGGGAAAGCCUUUCAUUCUAGCUCACAACUUACAAAACAUCAAAGGAUUCAUAUUGGUGAGAAACCCUAUAAAUGUAAGGAGUGUGAGAAGGCAUUUCCAUCUACCUCACAACUUAAUUUACAUCAGAGAAUUCAUACAGAUGAGAAAUACUAUGAAUGUAAGGAAUGUGGAAAAGCCUUCACCCGUCCCUCACACCUUUUUCGACAUCAGAGAAUCCAUACAGGUGAGAAACCCCAUAAAUGUAAGGAAUGUGGCAAAGCUUUUCGUUAUGAUACACAGCUUAGUCUUCAUCAAAUAAUUCAUACUGGUGAAAGACGCUAUGAAUGUAAAGAAUGUGGAAAGGCAUAUAGUUGUGCCUCACAACUGAAUCUGCAUCAAAGAAUUCAUACUGGUGAGAAACCUCAUAAAUGUAAGGAGUGUGGGAAAGCUUUUAUCUCUGAUUCACAUCUUAUUCGACAUCAGAGUGUUCAUACUGGUGAGAAACCAUAUAAAUGUAAGGAAUGUGGGAAGUCCUUUCGCCGUGGCUCAGAACUUACUCGACAUCAGAGAGCUCACAGUGGUGAGAAACCCUAUAAAUGUAAGGAAUGUGGAAUGGCCUUUACUUGUAGCACAGAACUUAUUCGACAUAAAAAAAUUCACACUGGUGAGAGACCCCAUAAAUGUAAGGAAUGUGAGAAAGCUUUUAUUAGAAGGUCAGAACUUAUUCAUCACCAGAGAAGUCAUACUGGUGAAAAACCAUAUGAGUGUAAGGAAUGUGGGAAGGCCUUUGGUCGCAGCUCAGAACUUAAUCGACACCAGAAAAUUCACACUGGUGAGAAACCUUAUGAAUGUAAGCAAUGUGGAAAAGCCUUUAUUCGUGGCUCACACCUUAGUCAACAUCAAAAAAUUCAUGCAGCAUAA
This is a messenger RNA of Eptesicus fuscus (big brown bat), 1047 nucleotides long. Its product is annotated as zinc finger protein 568-like. Bases 1 to 1047 code for a protein of 348 amino acids. The record is from RefSeq and is a predicted model, not a curated record. The transcript has 2 exons. NCBI's taxonomy places the organism in Eukaryota, Metazoa, Chordata, Mammalia, Chiroptera, Vespertilionidae.